UGUAACGACCGGGGUCUGACCGAGGUCCCCGAGGGUCUCCCCAGCGAAGCCACCACCUUGUUCCUCCAAAACAACCGGAUCGGUGACGCGGGGAUCGCGGCGCAGUUGGCGCAGCUCCCGGCUCUGCGCGUCCUUUACCUCUACGCCAACGUCCUGGAGCAGCUCCCGGCGUAUCUACCCCCCACCUUGAAGGAACUUCACCUGCAGGACAACAACGUGAGGCGGUUGUGUCGCCGGGCGCUGGCGCGGGCGCCGUUGUUGGAACGUUUACACCUGGAUGAUAAUUCGGUGUCGGUGGCGGAGAUCGAAGAAGACGCUUUCGCCGAUAACCGGCGCUUGAGGUUGUUGUUCUUGUCCAGGAACCACCUGAGUAGUGUCCCCCCCGGGUUACCCCCGGCCUUGGAGGAGUUACGGUUGGAUGACAACCGCAUUCACACCAUCCCCCUCCGCGCUUUCGAGGGGUUAUCGGCUCUCCGGCGCUUGGUUCUUGAUGGCAACCUGUUGGCCAACCAAAGGAUGGCUGAUGAUACCUUCAGUAGGUUGGGGAACUUGAGUGAACUCUCCUUGGGGCGUAACGCUUUAGCUGCCCCCCCGGCUAAUUUACCCCGAGCUCGUUUACGGCGUCUCUCGUUAGCGGCCAACGCCAUCAAUCACGUCCCCGUUGGAGCUUUGGCCAGGAUGGAGGCGUUGGAGAGGUUGGAUCUGUCGGAUAAUAAUUUAACCACGUUGCCACGAGGACUUUUUGAUGAUUUAGGGAGUUUGAGUCACUUGGGGUUGAGGAACAACCCCUGGUUCUGUGGUUGUAACUUGGCUUGGUUGAGGGAUUGGUUACGGAGACGAGAACCUCAAGGGUUGGAGGUCAAAGGGUUGUUUUGUCAAGCGCCGGCGAGGUUACGGGGGUUGGCGGUUGGGGAGUUGAGGGGGGAGAUGGAUGGUUGUGAAGGAACCGGGGGGAAGAUGGCGGCACCGGGGGGGGAGUCGGGG
Messenger RNA from Antrostomus carolinensis (chuck-will's-widow), 984 nucleotides. RefSeq names its product leucine-rich repeat transmembrane protein FLRT1-like. Gene Ontology annotation, molecular function: protein binding. The transcript has a single exon. The record is from RefSeq and is a predicted model, not a curated record. NCBI's taxonomy places the organism in Eukaryota, Metazoa, Chordata, Aves, Caprimulgiformes, Caprimulgidae. The annotation marks the transcript as partial.